Molecule: messenger RNA, 1185 nt
Organism: Drechmeria coniospora
Lineage: Eukaryota; Fungi; Ascomycota; Sordariomycetes; Hypocreales; Ophiocordycipitaceae
Exons: 1
Coding region: 1-1185 (394 amino acids)
Source: RefSeq, a predicted model, not a curated record
AUGUAUCGGCAGGCUUUCCGGUCAGCGCAAAUUCGGGCGAGGCCGGAACUGGAGAAGGCUAGCCGAACGACAAUUGCCUACUUUUCCACAUCCCAGCAGCUCGCCGCCAACGCCGAUGCUCCGCCCGCCGGCCCGACGCGACCGCCCAAGAUGGCGACCUCUGGACAGCGAUCGCGUGCCGCGGCGAGCGAAAUCAACUCCCUGGUGAGGAACAAGAGCAGGGGGGCGUCUUCAUCGAGCCAGACGGCAGCAGGGCCGGUCGGGAUCCUGGACGUGCGGAGCCUGCCGCGAGGUGGCCUACGCGGGCGGGGUGGCAUCCGCACCAGUGGAAGAGGAGGAGCAGAAGGCGGUGCGGCCGCUGCUGGACAGACAAGAAACCCUUCACGGGGCCCUUCACCGGCCGGUCUCGGCCGCUUCUCGAGGACGGGCCCGGGAUCGGCCGUCCGUGGAGGUGGACCCGGCCGACGAGGCGGCGCACCGGGAGCGGCGUCUCGCGGCCGACGGGCGCGCGCCGGAAACAAGAACGACGACGACAAGGAUGCCAAAAGGGGGCCUAGGCAAGACCCCUUCGAGAAGAUGGACCCUGUGGAGCAGGAGUUUGACCGGGCGAUGCGCUUUGGCACGCGGGCGGCGUACAACCCGUCGCUGACGCUCGACUCCCUCGCGCCCUUCAUGCCCGCCAGCACAUCUACCGCCGCCGGACGGACCGCCACCGUGAUGCAGAAUCUGAGCAUUCUCGGAACCGCUGACCCCGUCGGCGUGCCGCAGGACCUGCAGGCAAAGGACUACGCCCAGGAUCUCGAGGUCGAAGGCAUCCGCUUCUUCGCCGACGCCAAGGCCAAGGCCGCCACCGAAGAAUACCUCCAAAAGAAGCGCAGGGAGGAAGCCGCCGGCAAGGAGGGCGAGGGUGCCACGACGAGCACGGAACCGAUCGUGAAGGAUGCCGAGGAGGUGGUGAGGACGGUCAUCCUCGACAGGGCCAUCGUCGGUCGGCACGAGAAGCUCGCAUUUGCCGAGGACGCCGUCGGCGUCGCCCGAUCAUGGCAUCUGCGCGCCGAGACGUAUACACAAAAGGACGUCGAAACCUUUGAGAAGAAGCUCAAGUCGCUCCUAAGCAGCAGUGGUGCAAGGGCGAAACCCAAGGCGCCAGCAAAGGCACAGGCAAAGGCGCCUGCAAGGGCUUAG